AAUAGUACCGCUACAAGUAAAAGGUGCUGGUUUCGGCGUUGCUGCGGCCACCGUAGUUGUUGGCCACUUUACUUGCUGACCACUCCAGUACGGUACUAUACCCAGUUUGAUAUCAGCAAGUCGAACCAGAAGAACUAUUACUAGUAGAAGAAUGAGCAGCGCUGCCUCUACCAACAACGCCAACGCCAACGCCAACACUACCGAUACGGGCAACGCUGGAAACGGCAAACCACGGAGUUUGACCAAGAUGCUCAAUCUCAAGAUCCCCCUGCUACGAUCUCGUUCCCGCAGCGGCAAGCAGCAGCUUCCCGGGCGUUCCAGCAGUGACGGCAAGUCAUUCUUCCGUCGCGUUUCGGAUCGCCAGUUGGUCCGCAACAUUGCUUCCCAUGUCAUUGCCGAGUUGCACCAGAAGCAAAGCAACAUGUACGGAUGCAGUGCCACCUUUGUAGAGAGCAGCAGCUCUGCUUUCUUGGUUCCCUUUGAAGAUACCCAGGUCGAUCAGGUACAUGUACACCCGUUCAAAGACGAACUGGUCGUGGCUCCCCUCCACCGCAAAGAACUCGAGGUUGGUGAGCUGCUCGGUUCGGGGGGCUUUUCGGAGGUCUUUAGCAUCCAAGCUGUUCAACUCAAGAACAGAUACAUCAAGCAGGAGCGUGUCAGUCUCAGUGCCGCGGAAAAGGAAGCCAGACAAACGAUGCAAGAGGACGUGACCAACUCCACCUCUCAAGAUCAGGCAGAUAAAGAUGGAGGAGAGAACCAAUCUUUGGUCGUCAAGCAUCUCAAGAGUGAGCUCCUGGACAACCCAACGCGAUUCUACCAAGCUGUCCUAGAUCUAGAGCAGGAAGCCAACUUUCUAGCAGCCAUGAAUCACCCCAAUAUUGUCAAGCUACGAGGAGUUGCCCUUGGCGGCGCCGGUUCUCUCCGUAGCGGUCGUCACAACGAGUUCUUUCUGGUCAUGGAUCGAUUGACCGACACUCUGGCCAACCGUAUUGAUCAAUGGGAAGAGCUGCCGACCAACAACACGUCAGCUCCUGUGCGAGUCCCCAAUAUCGAGGCAAUUGUGGACUAUGCGACGCAGUUGGCGUCGGCAUUGGGUUAUCUCCACCAACGACGCCUCAUCUUUCGCGAUGUCAAAGCCGACAACGCGGGAUUCUUGCCUUUGUCUUCCUCCUCUCUCUACCCCUUUGACCGUCUGCAACUCUUUGAUUUCGGGCUGUGUCGCCAGCUCCCAGCUCAAAGGAAUUUUAACAUUGAUCCCGAACAAACCUGCUACAACAUGUCAAUGGCAGGCACCAUGAGAUACAUGAGUCCCGAGAUGUUGCUCGGCCAAGGAUACAAUCGCAAAUCUGACGUCUACGCCUGGGCCAUGACCGUAGUGGAAAUGAUUUCCAGGAAGAAACCAUACGAAAACAUUGACAAAGUUGAACAAUUUUUGGAUACUGUGUGCAAGCAACAUGAGCGACCCUGUGUGUCAAACUAUGUGUUGCCUCCUUCCUUGGUUGUGACGUUGGAGCGUGCCUGGUCUCCCUCCGUCAUCACCAGGGCUACCAUGAUGGAUGUACUCGAUCAGUUGCUGGAGGUAAUUGAUCAAAUGGGCGACUGGGAUGUCGAGGAAGAACUUGAAGCAGACAUUGACAGCUCCAUUACCCUUGCCCGGGCUGCCUAAUCGGUGACUGGCUGUAUUCACAAUUCCACUCAUUCAUAACAUCACGUAGUGUAAACAAGUAGAGUUUAGAAAUAUACAUACAUCAUACAUGUAGUCUACUUUGUAUCGAUAGACAUGCCCC
Molecule: messenger RNA, 1787 nt
Organism: Seminavis robusta
Lineage: Eukaryota; Bacillariophyta; Bacillariophyceae; Naviculales; Naviculaceae
Source: the annotation of a GenBank genome assembly